AUGAAUCAAGAGUGGAGGGAAUAUAGAAAUCAAAAUCCUAACCAACCCCAAAUGCAUGACAAUGCUGAGGAGAUUGCUAGGUGGGGGUUGAAAGACUUCCGAAAUUUUCAGCCACCUACAUUUGAAGGAGGAGAUAAUCCUGAGAUGGCAGCAAGAUGGUUACAGAUGAUUGAACACAUCUUUGAAUGUAUGGGGUGUCCUGAAGCUCACAAGGUUGACUAUGCCUCGUAUCAGUUGGUUGAUGAAGCAUUAACUUGGUGGACGAGUGCAAGGGCUUUACUUCGAGCUCAACAUGUUGAUCUUACUUGGAAGGUGUUCAGACGAGUCUUUCUUGACAAAUAUUUUCCUAAGGCUAUCAGGAGGAUGAAACACACGGAGCUUCUAGCACUGCGGCAAGAUAAUAUGACUGUUAAUGAAUAUAUUGCAAAGUUUGGGCAGCUGAUGGAGUAUGCUAACUUUGAUGGAAACAUUUAUGAUGAAGAAUGGCAGAUGGAAAAGUAUGAAAGUGGAUUGCAUCCGGAGAUUCGCAAACUUGUUUUGACUUCAGCAAUUCGUACUCUUCCUGAAUUGAUUAAUCAGAGUCGGCAAGCAGAAGAGAUUAUGAAGCCAAGGCUUUGUCUAAACAACCAGUGCAAUCACAAGGAGGAAGUAGAGUUGGUCGGUUCUUCAGAAAGGUUACUGCAAUGA
This is a messenger RNA of Gastrolobium bilobum, 687 nucleotides long. RefSeq lists its product as uncharacterized. Lineage: Eukaryota; Viridiplantae; Streptophyta; Magnoliopsida; Fabales; Fabaceae. The coding region runs from base 1 to 687 and encodes 228 amino acids. The transcript has a single exon. The record is from RefSeq and is a predicted model, not a curated record.